AUGUGGAACCCGGCCCAGCAGGUCUCGGGGAUCCCAGGACCCCAGAAGAUCCUCAAGACGUUGGGUACCUGGUGGAUAUCGUCGGCUACAGAUGAUAAGAAGCCGACAAUCGGAGCUUCGAAUUCUUGCCCUCUGACUGAGAUCAGCUGUCAAACGAAAUAUCAUGGUCAGGACACCUGCUGUUUCAAUUAUCCGGGCGGUCAGAUGCUGCAGACGCAGUUCUGGGAUGCCGACCCCGCGGUUGGUCCCGAUGACUCCUGGACUAUCCACGGCUUGUGGCCUGAUCAUUGCAAUGGCGGCUUUGACCAAUUUUGUGACUCCAAGCGGAGAUACAGUAAUAUCUCGCUGAUUCUGGUCGACUCCGGCCGCGGAGAUCUGCUCGAGUACAUGAGUGAAUACUGGAAGGACUACCGCGGCGACGAUGCUCACCUAUGGCAACAUGAAUGGGAAAAGCACGGCACCUGUGUCAGCACUCUUGAAACGCACUGCUAUGAGGACUACAUCCCCCAGCAGGAUGUGGUAGACUAUUUCGACAAGUCGGUCGAGGUCUUCAAGCAGGUCCCUUCAUACGAGUUCCUUGCAGCGGCUGGGAUUGUCCCGUCACACAGCCAAACCUAUGCACUUGCAGAUGUCGAAGAUGCGCUGGAGCGUGCCCACGGUGCCCCCGUCACAGUGCAUUGUCGUCAGGGCUCUCUCAGUGAGAUCUGGUAUCAUUUCAAUAUUGCAGGAAGUCUACAAAAUGGGAAAUUUGUUUCCGCACCCCCAGAUGGCCAAACUUCCAACUGCCCCAGGCGAGGCAUUCGCUAUCCGCCCAAGCGAUCAGCGCCCGAGCCAACCAAGACCACUACACACGGGUCGGAACCUACGAAAACGGGAGCUCCCUUUUCAGGAAAAGGAAACCUGAUGGUAUCCACCCUCAACCAAAGACGAGGCUGCAUCAUCAGCUACGGUACCUGGUACGCCGCUGGAACAUGUGCUACUUUCCGGGCACAGAAAGCAUCAGACGAUACCUUUACUCUAAAAUCUAGCAAGGGCCUCUGCGCGUUCGAGGAUGACGCCCUGAACUGCGGCAGUCAUGUCAGCAAAGCAAGCGAGUUCACGGUCCAAGAUGACAAGCUCACUUAUCUUGGAAACACUACCUUUUACGCGGACAAGGCCCCCAAAGGCCAGGUCCAGAGCACCGUUUUUGCGUCUCAGGUAGAGCAUUUGAUCGAAAUAGAAAUUCUCUGGAAGUCGAAAGAUGCAUUCUGA
This is a messenger RNA of Penicillium subrubescens, 1251 nucleotides long. RefSeq names its product T2 family ribonuclease. The transcript has 6 exons. Gene Ontology annotation, cellular component: extracellular region. The record is from RefSeq and is a predicted model, not a curated record. NCBI's taxonomy places the organism in Eukaryota, Fungi, Ascomycota, Eurotiomycetes, Eurotiales, Aspergillaceae. The coding region runs from base 1 to 1251 and encodes 416 amino acids. Gene Ontology annotation, molecular function: ribonuclease T2 activity; RNA binding. Gene Ontology annotation, biological process: RNA catabolic process.